Drosophila ficusphila is the source of this 1267-nucleotide messenger RNA. RefSeq names its product kinetochore protein Spc25 (gene Spc25). The transcript is spliced from 3 exons. The record is from RefSeq and is a predicted model, not a curated record. The coding region runs from base 96 to 761 and encodes 221 amino acids. Lineage: Eukaryota; Metazoa; Arthropoda; Insecta; Diptera; Drosophilidae.
GUCAUCUCUGUCUGGAAAGCAAAACAAGCGUCUCAAAAACAAAGCCGCGCUAAAUUUUAAAGAAUUUCGACAAUUUAAGUAAAAUAAGUACAAAUAUGGCCAUUAUGAAAGUUGAAUCUUCUUUUGAGAAACGCUUAAAGGCUAUGUACGACAAACAGAAUCGCAUGGAAGCGCGGGAAGCGAGCGUCAUAAAGAAAAUUUUAAAAUUUAACAACAAUUUAUUGGAUGCCGUGGAAGCAGUAGUUCGCCAUCAUCGGAAAGUGGGUAAGUUGCAGAAAAUCAUCCAGCAGAGACGAGAAGAAGUGGAGAAGCGAGUUUCCUUCAUGGAGGAUUUGGCCCACGAAGUGGAGGCCACCAAACAGAGGAACUUGGUCAUGCGUGAACAGCUAAAACACCACAAAAUGUUGGAGAAACAGCGCAACAACGAAAUUAUGGAAAGCAUCCACACGCUGAAGCAGACAACAGGGACCUAUAUAAAUCACGAAGCUCUGCCGGCACGUGUGAAAGGUGUCACUGUACUGCGGAACGACAAUCAAGACCAGUUAAUACCCUUUGAUCUGAAGGCAACCGAUGUGGAAGGUCUGAACUCACUUUGUCAGCAUUUUCAAAGCUUGAACGUAGACGCAACCCAGUGGCGCCAGCUGGUCUCGCUUGCCACGGAAAUGUCUACGGAUUCAUCCACCAGGCAUACAACACCGCCCAAGGACGAUCGGAAGUUCAAUUCCAUAAUUGAUCUCACCUCGCCGACAAGUCAGACGUGAUUUCCGAUUACCCGACAAUGUGUGAAGCCCCACGCCAUAAUAAGAAUUUAAAUUAUAAAUAUGUAGUUGGCGACUAAAUAAUAGCGCAGUAAUUUCGAAUUGUACUUUAAGCAAAGCAAAGCUACUGCGGGUAUUUUUAUCGUGUUAAAUACAACUUAUUUAAUUGCUGUCAUAAUUGUACAUCAAUAUUUUUUACUAUAACAUGCAUUACAAAAUAUAUUUAGAAGAAAUCGAACUUUGGCAUUCGUUUCUUCAUUUUUUUUUAAUAAAUGAAAACGUUUCUACUGCAGUCAUAUACAUAUUAAAUUAGCUUCCACGUAUAAUCCGUUUUGAUUGAUCCCUUUUUAAAUGCUUAAAAAAAACUUGCUGAACAAGAUUUACAUUGUACGCGAUUUUCUUAUGCACUUAAAAUUAUUUUUCAAGUCCGCAGUAUUAGUAUAAAACGACCCAUUUUGGGUUACUUGUUAAAACUAACGCCAAAUUCGAAUGUAUUAAAAUUUACUGAA